UAUUUUUUAGAAAAUUAUAAAAAGUUCGAAUAAUAAUAUAUGUGUACAGUUCACAUGUUUUUAAUAAUAAAUAAAAUAUACAGAAGAUAUGGCGGAUAGUGAAAAUGUUAUUGAAUGGCAGCCUUUAGCACUCACGUUAGUCGAAUAUCCCAAAGAUGAUUUCAUUGGUAAAUUUUUUGCCCUAACCAGUUUAGCACCUUUUGGAAUUGGCGCUGGUUUUAUCGCCUUGAUCUUAUUUCGAAGAGACCUGCAUACAAUAGCUUUUUUUAUAGGAACUCUCGUAAAUGAGCUCUUGAAUAUAAUAUUAAAACAUAUUAUAUGUGAAAAGAGGCCACUAUCUAGGGGACAUUUAUAUAAUGAAUAUGGAAUGCCUUCCUCACAUGCACAAUUCAUAUGGUUUUUUAGUAUAUAUGUCUUAUACUUUUUCAUAAUAAGAUUACACCAUAUAAACAAUAAUAACAUAAUAUCUGUUUUAUGGAAAGUUAUUAUUGUAAGUAAUUGUUUCUUAUUAGCCUUGAUUGUAUGUGUUGGGAGAGUAUAUCUAGAAUACCACACAACAUGGCAAGUUAUUGUUGGUGGCCUAGUUGGAUUUGUUACUGCAACAGUUUGGUUCACUGUUGUGCAUAAAAUACUCACACCAAUAUUCCCGCAAGUGGCUAAUUUGAAAAUAUGUGAAAUGUUAAUGAUACGAGACACAACUUUAAUACCAAAUGUAUUAUGGUUUGAAUACACCAAGUCGCGACACGAGGCACGCACUCGAGGCCGAAAAUUGGCAGCUUGUAAACCAACCCGAUGACAAUACGCCUUCUCGCGCGCAAGUGACGCCGUGUGCCGUCCAAGAACUCGCGCGUGACGAUUGCUUACUGCUGCAGCUGUUGUGCUCAGCGGGGUCAUUAUGUAUAUCAUUAGAAUGCGUUUCCAAUACGAGUAGCAUUUAUUUUAAAUGUAUUAUGACUAUGUUGUGAUGGACGAUUAUUAUAUUUUUGUUAACUAUCUAGAAAUUUAUAUUUGAAACGCAUUUUAUUAUUUGUUAUUUUAAUUUAUAAAUGGCGAGAUUAUGGUAUGACUGACCAUAACUUGAUUUGUUUUUUUGUAUUGUUGCACAAUAUUGUGUUCAGAUAUUUAAAAUUCAUGCAUUAUUAUAUAUUAUAUGAUUGAAGUAUGUAUAUUAGGUAAUAUUCAUCCACCUACCAUAAUAUCUUUAAUGUUUCAAUUCUUAGUACUAAUUACUAUCCUUAUACUCAAAUGAAAACAUAAAAGACAAUAAAAGAUAAUGUGCAGUUUAAUAAACUAUGUAAAUAAGUAAUAGUUUACUUUUAGUAAUAAGAGAGAAUAUUUAAGAGCAAUAUAUGUAAUUUUGUAAAAUAAAAUAACGCACAUGUUUAAAUAAAUUCAAUAUUUUAAAUAAAUUUAGGAGACCCUAAAGUACAUAGUUUAAAAAACUGUAAAAAGUAUUGUUUGUCUUCCAUUUAAGUUUCCAGUUUAUUUGUGAUUAUAUAUCUAAAUUAAUUCUUAUAGUUCAGGAUACAUCGCCCAUUUUUGGAAGUGACUACUAUCAAGCUAAUUUUACGUUUGUAGCUUUAUUUUGAUGAGACGCCCAAUAAUUGCA
Molecule: messenger RNA, 1609 nt
Organism: Colias croceus (clouded yellow)
Lineage: Eukaryota; Metazoa; Arthropoda; Insecta; Lepidoptera; Pieridae
Product: dolichyldiphosphatase 1-like
Exons: 5
Coding region: 89-796 (235 amino acids)
Molecular function (GO): sphingosine-1-phosphate phosphatase activity
Source: RefSeq, a predicted model, not a curated record